GUCUGAAUCUAAUUUCAGUUUUAAGAGUUUUGAUGAAAAUUGUAUAAUAACUUAUUUAUUAAAUAAGUAUAUCAUUUUAAUUUUUGUACAGAAAAUGUUAGGAGAAAAGGCUCUGGAAUUAAUCAAAGAAAUGAAACGUUCGCAAGAUUCACUCCCAAUAUUAAAGGAAGACUCUAUUAAACAAGUUCUUGAAGAAAUGAAAGCACUCUUUGAAGAGAACCAGAGAGAUGUAACUGCUUCAGUUAAUGAGGAACUUCAGCUGCAUACAACAGUUCAACUUCGUCAUUCAGUGCUUCUUCGUAAUAAACGGUGUCUUCUCACGUAUCUUUUUACUCGUUUGAUGUACCUUAAAAAACUGAGGUGGGCUUUUGGUAGUGUCUUGCCUUCUGAUGUUCGAUCUAACUUAUCAGAGUCAGAGUAUCAUUGGUUUAUAGCUUACAACAAAGCAUUGGCUACCUACAUGAGUUCUAUUGGAGAUGGGAUGGGAGUUGACCUGCAACAGCACUUACAACCACCCAAGUCUUUCUAUAUUCAGGUUCGGUGUCUACAAGAUUUUGGUGAUUUUGAAACAGCAGAUGGCACAAAGGUAGUCCUCACAAAAAAUAGUGUACAUCUCAUGCAGAGGUCUCAGUGUGAAAAAUUAAUCCACCAGGGAAUCCUUGAACACAUCACAAUAUAAAAGUCAUGAAGUUGUUGUUUAAACUUUUUUUAUUUUAAAUAACUGUACAUAAUUAAGUGCUAUCUUUGUUACACUGUACCCAUUGUUAACAAAUGCUGAAUAUAUAUAUAUAUAUCCCUAGAUUUAUAUACACAGCUGAAAUUAAGGAUACAACUGUUAUCACGCCAUUGGAAGACUGUGUUUUCAAACUAAUGCAGUAUUAACCAAAUUUAAUUUUCACUCAAUUGAUAUAUUAAUGCUCCAAUACAUUUGAAUGAACUUUAAAAUACUCAAUUUAACUUAAAACUGGAUUCAGAAUAGGUAUUUUGUUAGUCUGUAUGAGUAGCAUUUCUCACAUUAUCUAAAUAAAGUAACUAGUGCUUUAUUGUUCAAGGAAUUUGGAUGUGAAUAUUAAUGACAAAAAAAAUGUAAAUAAAUUGUGAUCUUUUAAGAAA
Molecule: messenger RNA, 1113 nt
Organism: Limulus polyphemus (Atlantic horseshoe crab)
Lineage: Eukaryota; Metazoa; Arthropoda; Merostomata; Xiphosura; Limulidae
Product: DNA replication complex GINS protein PSF1-like
Exons: 7
Coding region: 95-679 (194 amino acids)
Biological process (GO): DNA replication; DNA strand elongation involved in mitotic DNA replication
Cellular component (GO): GINS complex
Source: RefSeq, a predicted model, not a curated record